Messenger RNA from Diprion similis, 1963 nucleotides. Its product is annotated as arylsulfatase B-like. The transcript is spliced from 9 exons. The record is from RefSeq and is a predicted model, not a curated record. NCBI's taxonomy places the organism in Eukaryota, Metazoa, Arthropoda, Insecta, Hymenoptera, Diprionidae. Bases 85 to 1845 code for a protein of 586 amino acids.
AGAUAUAUUAUACAUAGCAUAUAAAUACACAUAAAUGCAAAACCAGUCUGACUUGAAGAAACAAAAUUUUCAGCAAAUGUGAAAAUGAAGUGUCCUCGUGCUAAAACUAUUUGUGCUCUUAUUGGCCUGCUGUCAAUGACGUAUUCUGCAGAUUCAUUCAGCCCGAAAACUAACAAGACGUCCGACAAUUUGAAUGGAGAUUCGCCUCGUACUAAUCGGCCACACAUCAUCACAAUUAUUGCCGACGAUCUGGGAUGGAACGACGUCAGCUUUCACGGACACGAUCAAAUUCCGACACCGAACAUCGACGCUUUGGCGACAAAUGGGGUGAUACUGAAUCGCUAUUACGUUCUGCCAACAUGCACGCCUUCCAGAACUGCAUUUCUCACUGGACGAUAUCCUCUGCGUACUGGAAUGCAGGGGUUUCCUUUGACUGCCGGAGAACGUUGGGGAAUCCCAGUGGAUACUCCACUUUUCCCGGGGCACCUUCGUAAUCUGGGUUAUACCACCAGACUGGUGGGCAAAUGGCAUGUCGGCUACUACACGCCAGAUCACGUUCCAACCCAACGAGGAUUUGAUUCCUUCGUUGGGUACUACAACGGCUACAUAAAGUACUUCGACCACACGAUCAGGCAGGAAGCAACGAAUGAGACUGGUUAUGACCUGCACCGCGAUGAUCGCCAGAAUUUGACGAUUGAGCGGAACCAGGAUUACUUUACAGACUUCGUGACGGAGGAAGUUGAGGAUGUAAUAAAACACCACGACGUGUCGAAGCCUCUUUACUUGCAGGUUGCUCACCUAGCAGCACAUAGCGGAGAGCCGGAUGAUCCGUUGGAGGUUUGGAAUAUGACAGAAGUCAACUUGACUCUCGGUUACAUCAAGGAUAUCAACAGACGGAAGUUUGCUGGAAUGGUUACGAGACUGGAUUAUUCGGUCGGGCGAACGAUCAAGGCCUUGAAGAACGCCGGGAUGCUGGAAAAUUCGAUCGUUAUAUUCACCACCGAUAAUGGCGCCCAGACUGAAGGACUCCACGAGAAUUAUGGAUCCAAUUAUCCUCUUCGCGGGUUAAAGUUCAGCAUGUUUGACGGCGGCGUUAGAGGAGUUGGCUGCAUUUAUUCGCCAUUGAUCGCAAAUUCGUCGAGAGUAUCGAACGAGUUGAUGCACAUUACCGACUGGAUGCCAACCUUGUAUUCAGCUGCCGGUGGGGAUGUCAAGGUCCUCGGAGAAAUCGACGGAGUGGAUCAAUGGCCCACAUUGAAGUACGGCCUUAAAAGUCCUCGGACUUCGCUUGUCCUCAAUGUGGAUGAAAAGCUCGAAAUAGCUGGAGCAGUUAUGGGGAAAUUUAAAUUUUUAAAAGGUAACCAGACCAUGUACCCUGAAUUUUAUGGUGACAGUGGCGACGGGGAUGAUUACCCGCCUUACUGUGCAGCGUCAGUCAUAUCUUCCGCUGCUGGGCAGGCGAUUUCUCAAAUUUCCGAGUCCGUUGCAACUCCGCAACAGAUCAUCAGCUUGCGUUCGCAAGCAAAAAUUUCGUGUCCACCAUUUCAAAGAUACGUGAACUGCACGAACAGAUGCCUCUUCGACUUGAGUGUUGACCCCUGUGAGACUGUCGAUCUAUCUGAACAGAAUCCGACGAAAGUUGAAAUAAUGGAGAAGUAUAUGGAGAAAUAUGAAAAGCUUGUAGUCCCGCAAUCGACGGCUUUAUACGAUAGGACUUCAACUCCUGCCAAAUUUGGUGGAGUAUGGAUGCCGUGGUUAAAAUUCAACCACAAUGAUGAAACUACGUUGUUUCUCGAAGCGCUGCAAAUCAGUUACACCGGUGAUGUCGUCAUGAAUCUCACGUAGAUGUGGUAAUCAUUACGCUUACGUAUCUGUUCUUAAAUAGAUACAUGGAUGAAAAUUUCAAAUAAUUAAAAUUUAACUCAAGCUGCUCAAGAGUUAUAAACGACAACUGUCACUUGCA